Messenger RNA from Arabidopsis lyrata subsp. lyrata, 1224 nucleotides. Its product is annotated as CLAVATA3/ESR (CLE)-related protein 4. Gene Ontology annotation, molecular function: receptor serine/threonine kinase binding. NCBI's taxonomy places the organism in Eukaryota, Viridiplantae, Streptophyta, Magnoliopsida, Brassicales, Brassicaceae. The coding region runs from base 734 to 979 and encodes 81 amino acids. The record is from RefSeq and is a predicted model, not a curated record. Gene Ontology annotation, biological process: cell-cell signaling involved in cell fate commitment. The transcript has a single exon.
UGCAAGACCAAAAUCUUCUAAUUGAAAAGAAAAACUUAACAAAUAAAGAAAAUAUUAUUCACAAAAUCGUUAGAUUUCAGAGGCUGCUGGUAGUUAGUUGUCGUGUUAUUUGGUCAUACACCAAAUUUUUAUAUCAAGCGCGUUUCUGCUCAUUCCCGGCUUGCUAACACCUAAUAUUGUUUCCCACCGUGAAAAUAAAGGGUGAACUUGUUAACAAUCGGCCAGGACUAUGUUAACAAGUCACAAAAUACAUAGCUUUAAACUGAAAACUUAUUGCAUCUUUCUUUAUGUAGAUGAUUAAGCAAAAUAAUUACAGAGAGAGGUUUUACUUUUAUUAGAGAAAAAAAUUGGACCUUUCGUAGCAACGACCUUUCAUGAGUUCGUAGGGAAAAGGGAAAUGGCAUCUUGGGGAUCGACUUGUAAGCAAUACAUGACAAGCCAAACUAUAUCUGACUAGAUUUCAACUUAGUGCACACAUGAGCAUGGCAACUCAAACUUAAAAAACAAACUUUAAUUUGAUCACAAAUCUUGAUAACCACUGCCGCAAAUAUAGUUCACUUAAAUUUUUUAAAAUACACAUUUAGAUUAGUUAGACAGGUCAACAUUCAUUAAGCAAUGGCUUAACUAUAUAAACCUAUACUUGGAAGCAUCUAAGAUAUCACAUUUAAUCUGAACCUCCAAAGACUAGCUUGAAGAGGAUUAGUACAACAAUAUAAAUAACAAUUAACAGAAUAUGGCAAGUUUCAAGUUAUGGGUUUGCCUUAUAUUGCUUCUACUCGAGAUCUCGGUGCAUCAAUGCCGACCACUGGUCGCGGAAGAGAGCCGGUCUGAUUCAGGGAACAUAAGAAAGAUUAUGAGGGAACUUCUCAAAAGAUCAGAAGAGCUGAAGGUAAGAUCCAAAGGCGGCGAAACGGUUCUAGGCAAUACCCUUGAUUCAAAGCGGCUCAGCCCUGGUGGGCCGGACCCUAGACAUCACUAAAGAGAUGUGUAGUUUUUAUAACCUUUCGGUGAGGUAUUGAAACUUGUAACGCCAGCAGAGCGCUUUGCACAAGGGGUUAUUUGGUGUAACUCUAAGGUUACCAUCUUAUCAACAUUGAGUCAAAUUAAUCUUGAAGUAUGUUCAUCUAAAGUGAAGCGUACUAGAUAAUGUGCUUGUUUUUAUUUAAUCGGUUCUCUUUUGUGCUUCUAAAAUUAUGAGAAAUUGGCAUUUAUCCUUUUCUUUUA